Ceutorhynchus assimilis (cabbage seed weevil) is the source of this 633-nucleotide messenger RNA. NCBI's taxonomy places the organism in Eukaryota, Metazoa, Arthropoda, Insecta, Coleoptera, Curculionidae. The record is from the annotation of a GenBank genome assembly.
CUUGACUUUUAACUGUCAACAAAAAUCUAAGUGUUUUUAAAAUUUGCUUUUCGAAUUUUCGUGUUAAAUUUUUAAAUAAAAUACAAUAAAAAUGGCUCAAAUUUCCGCCACCGAACAACCUCACAUGAAACAAAUCGAUCUGGCGACCCUAAACAUUCAACAAUUGGGCACUUUGAAACAACAGUUGGACCAGGAGCUGGACCUUUUUCAAGAAUCCCUACAGUCUUUGAAAAUGGCCCAACAAAAAUUCCAAACUUCAAAUGAAACUUUACAGAAUUUCGAUGCCGACAGCGAAGGAAAAGAUAUAUUGGUGCCAUUGACAGGAUCUAUGUACGUACCAGGGAAACUCAUAGAAACAAGUAAUGUAAUAAUUGACAUCGGAACCAGAUAUUAUGUGGAAAAGGAUAUUCCAAUGGCAAAAGAUUACUUUCAAAGAAAAACCAAAUUUGUAACGGAGCAAAUGGAAAAAAUUCAAUACUUGGGCUUAGAAAAGAGUAAAAUCAGGGACGCCAUCGUCGAAAUUAUCCAGCUGAAAUUGAAUCAGCAGCAGCAAGGAUAAAAAAAUCGUUAUUUUCUAUUUAACAUGUCUUUUUAACUUUUAAUCCUAAUAAAAUAUUGCUUCUAUUUUAACAA